Microthlaspi erraticum is the source of this 1983-nucleotide messenger RNA. NCBI's taxonomy places the organism in Eukaryota, Viridiplantae, Streptophyta, Magnoliopsida, Brassicales, Brassicaceae. The record is from the annotation of a GenBank genome assembly.
AUGGCAAACUCUCCCGCCGCUGCUGCAGCCACCGCAGCAACCGGAGACUCCCGGCGCCGCCUCUCCGCUUCCAUCAGUGAAGCAAUAUGCAAGAGGAGAUUCCGGAGAACUAGCAAAGGCAGUGGCAGAUCGGAUAUGGUGAAACCUUUUAAUGUCAUCAAUUUUCCGACACAAGACAAAAACAGUAGUUGUUGUUGUUUAAGCAAGUUUCAGAUCGUAAAGAUUCUCUUGUUUAUCCUUCUCUCUGCUACUCUCUUCACCAUCAUCUAUUCCCCUGAAGCUUAUCAUCAUACUCUUUCCCACUCUUCUUCCCGAUGGAUAUGGAGAAGACAAGAUCAAAGAUAUGUGUCGGACAUAGAGAUAAAGUGGGACGAUAUAACCAAAACCCUAGGGAGCGUCGAAGAAGCCCGUACGAUCGGUGUCUUGAAUUUCGAUUCGAAAGAGAUCCAACGGUGGAGAGAAGUAGCCAAGACUAAGGAGGACAAUGAAGAUGAAGAAAACGUUGUCGUGUUGAAUCUGGAUUACGCAGACAAGAACGUGACUUGGGACGCACUCUAUCCAGAGUGGAUCGAUGAGGAGCAAGAAACAGAGGUCCCCGUUUGUCCUAAUCUCCCAAAGAUCAAAGUACCAACAAGAAGACUGGAUCUGAUCGUGGUGAAGCUUCCUUGUCGGAAUGAAGGGAAUUGGUCAAGGGACGUAGGGAGAUUGCAUCUGCAGAUGGCGGCUGCAACGGUGGCCGCUUCCGCGAAAGGGUUUUUCAUGGGACACGUUAUGUUUGUCUCUAGAUGCUUCCCGAUUCCGAAUCUAUUUCGGUGUAAAGAUCUUGUGUCUCGGAGAGGCGAUGUUUGGUUGUAUAAACCUAAUCUUGAUACCUUAAGAGACAAGCUUCAACUUCCUAUAGGUUCUUGUGAGCUCUCUCUUCCUCUUGGCAUCAAAGAGAGACCAAGCUUAGGAAACCCUAAAAGAGAAGCUUACGCAACAAUUCUCCAUUCCGCUCACGUUUACGUCUGUGGAGCAAUCGCGGCGGCUCAGAGCAUAAGACAGUCCGGGUCAACGAGAGACCUCGUGAUCCUCGUCGAUGACAACAUCAGCGGUUAUCAUCGGAGUGGACUCGAAGCUGCGGGCUGGCAAAUUCGGACGAUACAGAGGAUUCGAAACCCUAAAGCAGAGAAAGAUGCUUACAAUGAGUGGAACUACAGCAAGUUCCGGCUAUGGCAGCUCACUGAUUACGACAAGAUCAUCUUCAUCGACGCGGAUCUCUUAAUCUUAAGAAACAUCGAUUUCUUGUUCUCAAUGCCUGAGAUCUCAGCUACAGGAAACAAUGGAACUCUGUUUAACUCAGGAGUUAUGGUGAUCGAGCCUUGCAACUGUACAUUUGAGCUUUUGAUGGAACAUAUAAACGAGAUUGAGUCUUACAACGGUGGAGAUCAAGGUUACUUAAACGAAGUCUUCACAUGGUGGCAUCGGAUUCCGAAGCAUAUGAAUUUCUUGAAACAUUUUUGGAUUGGAGACGAAGAUGACGUGAGACGCAAGAAAACAGAGCUGUUCGGAGCUGAGCCUCCGAUUCUUUAUGUUCUUCAUUACCUGGGAAUGAAGCCGUGGCUCUGUUACCGAGACUACGACUGUAACUUCAACUCCGACAUUUUCGUUGAGUUCGCGACUGAUAUCGCUCAUCGUCGAUGGUGGAUGGUCCACGACGCCAUGCCACAGGAGCUUCACCAAUUCUGUUACUUGAGAUCCAAGCAAAAGGCGCAGCUAGAAUAUGAUCGCCGGCAAGCCGAGGCCGCAAAUUUUGCCGAUGGUCAUUGGAAGAUAAGAGUAAAGGACCCUAGGUUCAAAAUUUGCAUCGAUAAAUUGUGUAACUGGAAAAGUAUGUUGCGGCAUUGGGGCGAAUCAAACUGGACCGACUACGAGUCUUUUGUUCCGACCCCACCGGCCAUCACCACCGUCCGGAGAGCAUCCCUUUCCGGCCAUGCCUUGUGA